Anopheles arabiensis is the source of this 1120-nucleotide messenger RNA. RefSeq names its product nitric oxide synthase-interacting protein homolog. Lineage: Eukaryota; Metazoa; Arthropoda; Insecta; Diptera; Culicidae. Gene Ontology annotation, cellular component: nucleus. Bases 99 to 1052 code for a protein of 317 amino acids. The record is from RefSeq and is a predicted model, not a curated record. The transcript has 4 exons. Gene Ontology annotation, molecular function: ubiquitin protein ligase activity.
UGUCUAUGGUUUGUUGUGUUGUUGAAAGGAAAAACGUAAACAAACGGGCGCACUCAUUACUGUUUCGUGAAAUUUUAUUAAGAAAAGCUAGUUAAAUUAUGACCCGCCACGCUAGAAAUUGUACUGCCGGGGCCGUUUACACGUACCACGAGAAGAAGAAGGAUGCGGCCAACUCGGGCUUCGGCACAACGUCCCGUCGCAUCGGGAAAGAUUCGGUCAAGAGCUUCGACUGCUGUUCCCUCACCUUGCAGCCGUGUCGGAAUCCAGUAAUAACUAAAGAUGGCUAUCUGUUCGACAAGGAAGCGAUCCUGACGUACAUCAUCUCGAAGAAGAACGAGUACAGCCGGAAGAUGAAGGAGUACGAGAAGCAGAUGAAGCAGGACGAGGAGGAGGAUGCGGCCAAAGCGAACGCGGAGCUCCAGAAGAAGCUGGACAAAUUCAUUUCCACCGAGAAGAACAUCGUCAGCAACAAAGCAGUCACACUGAACGGUAAUGGAGCAUUUGUGGUUCGUUUUUCGUUAUUCUCACAACCUUUCCUUCUUUUUGUUUCCCGCCCACCAGCAGAACAACCCAGCACGAGUGGCGCCAUCUCGAACGUGUCGCUCGGCAAGCGUAAGGAGCUGCCCAGCUUCUGGGUACCGUCGCAGACGCCGGCCGCCAAGGUGUCGCGCAUCGAAAAGCCGGACAGCAAGAUCUACUGUCCCGUGUCGAACAAACCGCUCAAGGCGAAGGAUCUGAUCGAGGUGAAGUUUACGCUGGUGAAGGAUCCGGCCGACAAGAAGUCACUGAUCGCGAAGGAAAACCGCUACAUGUGUGCGGUGACGCAUGAUAUCCUUAGCAAUUCCGUACCGUGCGCAGUGCUGAAACCGACCGGAGACGUCGUUACGAUUGAGUGUAUUGAAAAAAUCAUCAAAAAGGACAUGAUCCAUCCGCUGACGAACGAAAAGCUCUCCGAGUCGGAUAUUAUACCACUACAGCGGGGCGGCACCGGUUUUGCAACGACGAAUGAAAAACUGGAAGCCAAAGAGCAGAAGCCAUGUCUGCAGGUUUAAGUGUGUGAUUCAGUAAAUUCAAUAUUCAAAACUCAAUAAAAAUGACCUAGAUGCUAAGAGGAAUCCUA